UCAAACGCUCGAAGGAACGACGCAUUGUCGUUCUUCCGCUCUGUCGAGAAUCAAAGCCAGCAUGAAGUGAACCCAGGUAUGUCCCUAUAUUUACAUCCUCUAAUUCUGCACCCAACAUGCUCUCCCCAUACCCGAUCCGAGGUUAUAACUUCGUCCCACCCUCCUCCCAAUUCACGGCCAAGCAAGAACGCUACCGCGGUCUGUACGGAAACAGCACAAGGUACGGCAGCACGCCAAAAAUACGCCCCCCUCAUCUUCCUCCGACGAUCUAACUCGCACCUCCGCUGGCUGAAUACCCCCAGAGUUCGUUUUCCCCGUCUUAAGGCUCCUCCUUUUAGCUCGUCCUCACGGCAGCUCUAUUCUCGUUUUCUCCGUCCAAAGGCCCGCCAGGGGAGCCCUUGUCCUCAUUUCGGCCAGCGCGUGCGCGACCGCAUGAGCCAGUGCUAUGAUGUCGUCAACAAUGGCGAGCCUGCUGCUCACCAGACGCCGCGGCGCGCUCCCGAACGCAUCUCUGACUUCCCCGCUCCCGCACAUACUUCUGACUGCACCGCGCGCGCGCUUCGCGAAGGAUACUCGUGCGGUACCAGUACGGUGCCAUGCCCGCCGGCGAACGCAGCCCAUUCGUGGUCAACGCAGCCUAAUUCGUAGCCAAAGCGAUGUCGCGACUGCGCGGUGAGGACAGUAACGGCGACUGCUCGGUGGCGAAUGCGACAUCGAUAGCGAUGCUCUUCGAUGGCUUUUACGCCCCAAGUCUUCGAUGGCGCGUUUUCCUCCCCCGAAUAGUGUGCGCUCUCGCUGUUCAGCUGCGUGGACGCUCCAA
Molecule: messenger RNA, 820 nt
Organism: Schizophyllum commune H4-8
Lineage: Eukaryota; Fungi; Basidiomycota; Agaricomycetes; Agaricales; Schizophyllaceae
Exons: 2
Coding region: 79-648 (189 amino acids)
Source: RefSeq, a predicted model, not a curated record